Molecule: messenger RNA, 874 nt
Organism: Carassius gibelio (silver crucian carp)
Lineage: Eukaryota; Metazoa; Chordata; Actinopteri; Cypriniformes; Cyprinidae
Product: zona pellucida sperm-binding protein 4-like
Exons: 5
Coding region: 162-839 (225 amino acids)
Biological process (GO): binding of sperm to zona pellucida; prevention of polyspermy
Cellular component (GO): egg coat
Molecular function (GO): acrosin binding; structural constituent of egg coat
Source: RefSeq, a predicted model, not a curated record
UGACACUGUUCCUAUUCACAGGAGGACAGCGGAUAUGUGGUGUAUGAAAACCGAAUGACCUCCUCGUAUGAAGUGGGGAUUGGACCAUAUGGUUCUAUCACAAGGGACAGUCAUUUUGAGUAGGUGAUCCAUGUCUUGGUGUGACCAUUAAUCCCUGAUAAAUGCUACAAGCUCGCUGUGUGUCGUCCAGGUUUCUCUUCCAGUGUAGAUAUUCGGGAACUUCUGUGGAAGCUCUGGUUGUGGAGGUCAACUCUGUUCCUCCACCUCCACCAGUAGCUGCUCCUGGACCUCUCAGGGUGGAGCUCAGACUGGCCAAUGGCCAAUGCGUCACCAAAGGCUGUGCUGAAGGGGAUGAGGCCUACACGUCCUAUUACAGUGACGCUGAUUAUCCCAUCACAAAAGUCCUGCGAGAGCCUGUGUAUGUUGAGGUGCACAUUAUGGAGAGGACCGACCCCAACAUUGUCCUGACGCUGGGACGUUGUUGGACGACUUCAACCCCCAGUCCACUCAGUCUCCCCCAGUGGGACCUUCUGAUCGACGGAUGCCCUUACCAGGACGACCGCUAUCUGACCACACUGGUUCCAGUGACUGGAUCGUCUGGUCUUCAGUUCCCAACCCACUACAAGCGCUUUGUUGUGAAGAUGUUCACAUUUGUAGAUCCAGCCUCACUGGCUGCUCUGCAGGAAACCAUCUUCAUCCACUGCACUACAGAGGUGUGCCAUCCAUCAUCUGGCUCUUGUGAGCAAAGCUGCACCAGGAAACGAAGAGACACUCGUAUCAAGGCUGUCUCUGGGGAGCAGACUGUGGUUUCUAGUGGAGAAGUUACUCUGGUCAUGUAAAUCUAGUGUUUUUAAUAAACUUUUCAGAACCCUUA